This is a messenger RNA of Cyclocybe aegerita, 2703 nucleotides long. The record is from the annotation of a GenBank genome assembly. Lineage: Eukaryota; Fungi; Basidiomycota; Agaricomycetes; Agaricales; Hemipholiotaceae.
AUGCCAGCGACGCCACCGCACACAAUCGAUAUAUCCCCAGAACCAGAUCUCCACCCUCUAUACCCCACAAUCGCGCAAAUAUCCCAACAAAUCAGCUCGGACUCCGGUCUAAGCCCAGCUCAGAAGGCAGAGUUAGUCUCGCACUGUCUGACGCGUGCUUGCACGUUUGGAGACAUCUCGGUGGUUCAAUAUCUGUUAACUGAUCCUCAAGCACAAGCACAUGUUGACUUGGGCCUUCGGGACGAGGACGGCGUCAAUCUGAUUAGUUUGGCAAUUCAUGGCUUCGGGGGCGACUCUGAUCGCGACGUGGAAAGGGAGGAAUGUGUGAGGCUUUUGGUAUCCCAAGGAGCCGAUAUGAGUGCAGACAAGGCGGGCUGGACCCCUCUGCAUUAUGCUGCUCUCCUCUCUCCGCCAACGCUGGUAUCGUACUUGAUGACUCAUGGCUGCUCGCCGUUCGCAUUGACGAACAGGAAGCUUACACCCCUCGACAUCGUAACUGCGCAUUCCAUGGUCCCAGGCAAGGAAGAUGUGGCACUGCUACUUGGAGAAUCAAUGCGUGGUCAAGGUUGGACAGGCGGUCAUAUGGAAGAACGACGCAGGUCGUUUGAUCAGCGGUUGAAGAAGAAAGGCAGACAGAAGGAGCUGCGCGACGAUGUUGGAAAGGUUCUUGGUGUUGGUCCGGAUUGCUGGAAGAAGUCUUCAGAACUUUCAGGAUCUGACUCUGACUCCGACGAAGACGAAGAAGUUGAUGACGGUAUAUUUACACCGCGCCUGGAAUUCUCCUCCAUGCUUGUGUUCUCACCUCCAAUGUUGCCCCAGAUGUUCGAAUCCCUUAUUGCAAACUAUCCUCCCAAGUUUAAAGACUCUACUCCAGCCAAUACUUUGUAUAUGCUGGCCCGAUUCGCAGCGCUGACGUGUGAUCAUACAUGGCUGGAGGACCUCAUUAUCGGCGCUACAGAUGCCAUCGAGGAAACAUUCUUCAGUCGAUCCGAGGACCUUCCUUGCUUAGUAUUUUGGCUGUACAACACGACGCUAUGGCUCCAUCUACUAGAGAGUGAUACCUCAAUAAACGAGGCAUGCGACAUGCUCGGCUCUUUCGAUCUAAUAGAGGAAGUUAUAAAUUCUGUCUUCGUAUUUAUUAUUCGUUUCGCGGAACGACGGAUAGACCAGUUACUGGACACUGCUAUCUUAUCAUACACUCCGGUGCCCUCCCAAUUAGACGCCGUCCAGUUCGAAUCUGAUUGGUCUUUUCUACGCCCCUUCACGAGCAAAAAGAAAGGGCCACCACCUCCAUCCCUCGGACGCCCUGCUGUUCCCCCUUCUCCGAAGAGCCCACAGCGACCACUUUCCCCCUCUGAGAGCCAGACUACGAUCCCCUCUUCCACGUCGCGUGGAUUUUCGUCACUGCGGCAAACCAUAAAUCGAGCCCGAAGUCAAUCGUCUGCGCCUCCCUUAUCUUCGAUUUUCCAAGACCAGCCUCCACAACCAAUACCGGCUGACCUUAUUUCAUUCCUUGCAUCUCUCCAUACGCUUUUAAUACUCUCUGAUGUAAACCCGGCAAUUAUCACCCAGCUAUGGUCUCAAGUAAUGUAUUGGACCUCUUGCGAAAUCUUCAAUCGGGUUAUUACGCGCAAAAAGUAUAUUUGCAGAUCGCGAGCUGCUCAGAUCAGUAUGAAUUUGACCGCAAUAGAAGAAUGGAUAGAAGAAAUGGGACUUCCUUCCGGCAUUCAGAUACACUUUGCACCUCUUCGGGAUUUAUUGAAUUGGCUUCAGUGCCUAUCCUCCAUUAACGAAUUUUCAGACCUCGUUGCCACUAUUCAGACGAUGAAACACAUGAAUCCGUUGCAGAUGCGUCGAGCCGUUCGUGACUACAAGUAUGAAGUCAAUGAAGGGCGGAUGACGGAAGAGUGCAUUCAGUACCUAACUCAACUGCAGAAAGAUUGGGAACGGCAUCGGGUCAAACUAGGAGUUGAAGCCAUUAGGAAAGAGAUUGUAGAACGAGACCGCGAUCGUGAAGGUAGCAUAUCAUCCCUAACGAAUGACGCUGCUAGUGUCAACGAGCGUACACCGUCAAUCAUUUCAUCCAGUGAAGCGGCUUCCCCUCAGCAUUCGAUUGACAUUUUAUUUGACAAAUCCUUCGAUAAAUCGUCUUGGGAGCCUGUACGCCCACCGCAGGCGCUGGGCGAACUGCUGGAUUCGCGGUACAUGCUCCCCUUGCUGUUCCCCUCCGACCCUCGACUCCUCGCCGCACUUCCUGGGAAACCAGACUUCCUUGAGGACACGAAGAGGACUUCAAUCCAAAAUUCAAGUUCCAACUCCGACAAUGGUUCAAGUCGCGGAAGCACCACGGGGAAGCCGAUGUCAUGGAGAUCUAGAAACCGAAAGGUCCGGGAAGUCGGAAUCGCGACGUUGCAGUGGGUAGACGGCGUGCGAUCUGCAUCCCGCUGGGGCCGACCAGUCGCACACGAGUACGAUCCUGACGAAGACGAAGACCGUCGGACGAGCGUGUCAGAGGGUCGUGGAGAGGAGGAAUCGACGAUGAGGAUCAACACCCAUGUAACACCUCUUACUCGCAAACCUUCGGGCAGAACGAAAGGUCGCCAAAGCAUGGGGGAAACGACACCGAUAGAUGGCAGCUUUGAUAGCAGGAUAUCCGGAUUUCGGCAUCAGGGGAAUAUGGACAGCAUUCAAGGUCGAUACUAA